CAUGCAUACAUAUGUAUACACCUCCAUAUUUAAUUAAAGAGUUGCAUACAUGUCUUCUGUUGCCUCCAAUUCAGUAUUCGUGUUUUGUAUGACGCGUAGAAGUGAAGUGUUUGAUGUUUGGAAGAUAAUUAGAAGUAUUAAUAACCACUUUGAUAACGAAUAAAAUUACUAUAGGUUAGGGUACACAAGCAUCACGUCGCAUCACGAUGUUAAAAGUGUAAUUUCACUGAAUUUUCUGUGGCAUUUAUCGAUGAAAGUAUAAAAAAUGUCUAGCAGCAGUUCUGAAAGUAGUGACGAUAGUCGUCACGAAAAGUCACGGAAAAGACAUAAACACAGACGCGACGAGAGCCCUAACCAAGAUAGACGAACAGGCAGAAAGGAAUCGACCAGCAAGAAUAAAAAUUAUAGAGAUACCAGAGAAGGUAGGGACGUUCACAAAUUUAGCAGAGAAGUAAGAAGAGACAAUAAUGAUAUGCAUCGUGAUAGAUCACAACGUGAACGGGAUAGGGAAUAUAGGGAUAGUCGACAUGAUCAUCCAAGGAGAGACGAUGAACGACAAAAUGGUAAGAGAAGGUAUGAAAGGUCGCCUAUGAGGAGGGAAGAACCUCGCAUGAGGCACAGAGAUUUUGAAGAUAAAGGUAGAAAAUACAGAGAGACAAACGAGUAUAACAAGAGACAUGACGAUACAAACAGAGAAAGAAAAAGUAAUUUUGAGGAAGCAAAAAUGAAGAAAGAACCUUCACCGGAAUGGGGUAAACCCACAAUAAAAACAGAAUCAAAACCAAAGCCUCAAGAAAAAGAUAAACCAAACUUCGAAUUGUCGGGUAAACUCACUGAAGAUACAAAUACUGUAAAUGGUGUAGUCAUUAAAUAUUCUGAACCUGCAGAUGCUAGAAAACCUAAACGGAGAUGGAGGCUAUAUCCCUUCAAGGGAGAAAAAGCAUUACCUACAUUGUAUGUUCACAGACAAUCAGCAUAUCUUAUGGGUAGAGAUCGUAAAAUUGCAGAUAUUCCUUUAGAUCAUCCAUCAUGUUCAAAACAACAUGCUGUUUUGCAAUAUCGUUUGGUAUCUUUCCAAAAAGAGGGAGGUGGUGAAGGGAGAAGAAUUCGCCCAUAUCUCAUAGAUUUAGAAUCCGCGAAUGGUACAUUUGUAAAUAAUGUAAAAUUAGAACCAAGGAGGUAUCACGAACUAUUAGAGAGAGAUGUAUUACGUUUCGGAUUUAGCUCUAGAGAAUACGUCUUGUUACAUGAACACAGCAAAGAUGAUUCUUUAGACGAUGAUGUCCCCCUCAAUACAGCUGUUACAUCUACUACUAAUAUUACUACCACAAUUAGUACUGCAUAGGAUCUAUUUCUUGUAAAAUAUAUUAAAAAAAAUUACAAUAUUAAUAUUUUAAAUACAUUAAGUAUUAAUGUUACCUCUUAGGGUAGAUUAUAAAUUUCUCCCAUAAUAUCUUUUAAAUUAUAUAAUAGGAGAAACGAUUGCAACCCUCAAAUAGAGCAUUAACCACAAUAUACUAUACAGCAAGUUCAGAUUACUGCAGAACAAAAUCUUAUUGUUCAAAAUUUGACAUAUGUGGACAUUAGUGACAAAAUUGAUUGUAAUAAACAUCUUUUGAAAUA
Nomia melanderi (Alkali bee) is the source of this 1623-nucleotide messenger RNA. RefSeq lists its product as uncharacterized. Gene Ontology annotation, molecular function: protein binding. The record is from RefSeq and is a predicted model, not a curated record. NCBI's taxonomy places the organism in Eukaryota, Metazoa, Arthropoda, Insecta, Hymenoptera, Halictidae.